Molecule: messenger RNA, 813 nt
Organism: Trypanosoma conorhini
Lineage: Eukaryota; Euglenozoa; Kinetoplastea; Trypanosomatida; Trypanosomatidae
Product: phosphoglycerate kinase
Exons: 1
Coding region: 1-813 (270 amino acids)
Biological process (GO): glycolytic process; gluconeogenesis
Cellular component (GO): cytosol
Molecular function (GO): phosphoglycerate kinase activity; ADP binding; ATP binding
Source: RefSeq, a predicted model, not a curated record
AUGGCGCGAGUUCUGGCAUCCUACGGCGACGUUUUCGUCAGCGACGCGUUUGGCACUGCCCACCGCGACAGCGCGACAAUGACUGGCAUCCCCAAGGUGCUCGGCCACGGUGCAGCGGGCUACCUGAUGGACAAGGAGAUCUCUUACUUUGCGAAGGUGCUGGGUAGCCCGGCACGGCCGUUUGUGGCGAUCGUGGGAGGUGCGAAGGUGAGUGACAAGAUCCAUCUGCUGGACAACAUGCUGCAGCGCAUUGACUACCUGCUCAUCGGUGGCGCGAUGGCGUACACGUUCCUGAAGGCGCAGGGCCACAAGAUCGGGAGUUCAAUGUGCGAGGAGGACAAGUUGGAGCUUGCGCGCUCGCUGCUGAAGAAGGCGGAGGACCGCAAGGUGACCCUGCUGCUGCCUGUGGACCACGUGUGCCACACGGAGUUCAAGGCCGUGGAGUCGCCUUUGGUCACGGAGGGGGUGGACAUCCCUGACGGCUACAUGGCGCUGGACAUCGGCCCCAAGACGAUUGAGAAGUACGUCGAGGUCGUGGCGAAGUGCAAGAGUGCGAUCUGGAAUGGCCCGAUGGGCGUGUUUGAGAUGAAGCCGUACUCGAAGGGCACCUUUGCGAUUGCGAAGGCGAUGGGCGAAGGCACGCAGGAGCUGGGGCUGAUGAGCAUCAUCGGCGGCGGCGACAGCGCAAGCGCGGCGGAGAUGAGUGGGGAGGCCCCACGCAUGUCACACGUGUCGACGGGCGGUGGCGCGUCGCUGGAGCUGCUGGAGGGCAAGACGCUCCACGGCAUCGCCGUGCUGGACGACAAGGAGUAG